This is a messenger RNA of Cylicostephanus goldi, 591 nucleotides long. The record is from the annotation of a GenBank genome assembly. NCBI's taxonomy places the organism in Eukaryota, Metazoa, Nematoda, Chromadorea, Rhabditida, Strongylidae.
AUGUUGAACGGCGUCAGAUCUGUUCGUCGCUUGAUAUCAGGAAGGUUUUGGACAGACGAAGUUUUUGUUAUGAUGUGGUUAGAUAUGCCAACACUCGAUAUUGCAUCUGGCAGUUCAGGUAGCGAAACAAUCCACACUUUGGAUGUCGAACUAGCUGAGGAGAAUGUGGUGACGUGCCUGGCACUGCUCGAAAGCACAGAAGGUGCUCAGCUAUAUGUAGGGACCAGUCAGGGUUUGCUUGUUGUCGCAAACGCUUUAUUGAUGCAACCACUUUCUGCAUGUAGACCUUAUGGUGGUGAAUUGACUUCACUCUGUGUUGUGGAAGGACCUCGUGAUGAUGAUGUCGUCUCAAAAGUACGAACUACUCUCAGUACCACAUCAUCGGAAAGUGGUUUGACCUGGGUAAAGGAAAGAGUGAGUGAAACGCUGGAGCGUAUUCGUGGUAGCCCUGCUCCGUCACCUGGACAGACAACAGCGGUUGUUGUCACUGUCGGACGAGGAUAUAGAAGCUUGUCACAUCGUUUUGUCACUCCGACUCCGCUAAGCAACAGUUACUCGAUAGCGAUUUGGAGGGCAGAGGAAUGGGUAUAG